AGGCAGCCCCGCCGAGCCCCGCGCGGACGGACCCCGCAACACCCCCCCCACCCCAGGGAAGCCAUGGAGGAGCUCACGGCUUUUGUAUCCAAAUCUUUUGACCAGAAAAGCAAGGAGGGUAGUGGCGGCGGCGGCGGCGGCGGCGGCGGCUGCAAGAAGGAUUCGAUCACGUACCGGGAAGUUUUGGAGAGCGGACUGGCGCGCUCGCGGGAGCUGGGGAGCUCGGACUCCAACCUCCAGGACAUUACGGAGGCCGGCGGCCACUGUCCCGUGCAUUUGUUUAAGGACCACGUGGACAACGACAAGGAGAAACUGAAAGAUUUCGGCACGGGGAGGGCCGCGGAAGGUCUGUACGAGUGUAAAGAGAAGCGCGAGGACGUCAAGUCCGAGGACGAGGAUGGACAGACCAAGCUGAAGCAGCGGCGCAGCCGCACCAACUUCACGCUGGAGCAGCUGAACGAGCUGGAGCGGCUGUUCGACGAGACGCACUACCCCGACGCCUUCAUGCGCGAGGAGCUCAGCCAGCGCCUGGGGCUCUCCGAGGCGCGCGUGCAGGUCUGGUUCCAGAACCGGAGGGCGAAGUGCCGGAAGCAAGAGAACCAGAUGCAUAAAGGCGUUAUCUUGGGCACCGCCAGCCACCUGGACGCCUGCAGGGUGGCGCCCUACGUGAACAUGGGCGCCCUGCGGAUGCCUUUCCAACAGGUAGCUCGGGACCCCUCGGCGCGGGCUCACGCUGCGCGUCUGCUCCCCCAGGUCCAGGCCCAGCUGCAGCUGGAAGGCGUGGCGCACGCGCACCCGCACCUGCACCCGCACCUGGCGGCGCACGCGCCUUACCUGAUGUUCCCGCCGCCGCCCUUCGGGCUGCCCAUCGCGUCGCUGGCAGAGUCCGCCUCGGCCGCCGCCGUCGUGGCCGCCGCCGCCAAGAGCAACAGCAAGAACUCCAGCAUCGCCGACCUACGGCUGAAGGCGCGCAAGCACGCCGAGGCCCUGGGGCUCUGA
Manis pentadactyla (Chinese pangolin) is the source of this 999-nucleotide messenger RNA. Its product is annotated as SHOX homeobox. The coding region runs from base 64 to 999 and encodes 311 amino acids. The transcript has 5 exons. Gene Ontology annotation, cellular component: nucleus. NCBI's taxonomy places the organism in Eukaryota, Metazoa, Chordata, Mammalia, Pholidota, Manidae. Gene Ontology annotation, molecular function: DNA-binding transcription factor activity, RNA polymerase II-specific; sequence-specific double-stranded DNA binding. Gene Ontology annotation, biological process: regulation of transcription by RNA polymerase II. The record is from RefSeq and is a predicted model, not a curated record.